GUGAAAGCGUCAGGCAUGAGGAAGCGGCGAUGCUGUUGACGUGCCUCUGCUGGUAGUUGCCGCUCACCAGCUCGCAGCGAGUAACUUGGGCAGCGGAGAAACAAAAAAGGAAGGAGGAAAGUGGGCAGCAUGGCGGCGAGCGUGCGUUCUGUCUGUAUUGUGCUGCUGUGCCUGAGCGGGGAGGUGCUGACAGGACGGGAUUUCUACAAGAUCCUGGGGGUUUCUAAAAGCGCUUCGGUGAAGGAUAUCAAAAAGGCUUAUCGUAAACUGGCGCUGCAGCUGCACCCUGACAGAAACCCGGACGAUCCGGCAGCGCAGGAUAAGUUCCAGGAUUUGGGGGCUGCUUAUGAGGUUUUGUCUGAUGAAGAGAAGAGAAAACAGUAUGACAUGUAUGGUGAAGAGGGCUUAAAGGAAGGUCGUCAAGGUUCCCAUGAUGACAUAUUUUCACACUUCUUUGGAGAUUUUGGUUUUAUGUUUGGAGGAGGUCCACGACAUCAAGACCGGAACAUUCCUAGAGGAAGUGAUAUUGUAGUGGAUCUUGAAGUGACACUCGAAGAAGUGUAUUCAGGAAAUUUUGUAGAAGUUGUAAGAAACAAGCCGGUGGCAAAGCAAGCUCCAGGAAAGAGGAAAUGCAACUGCAGACAGGAAAUGAGAACCACACAAUUAGGACCUGGCAGAUUCCAGAUGACCCAGGAGAUGGUUUGUGAUGAGUGUCCCAAUGUAAAGCUUGUAAAUGAAGAAAGGACACUUGAGGUGGAGAUAGAACCUGGUGUCAGGGAUGGAAUGGAAUAUCCUUUCAUUGGAGAAGGUGAACCUCACAUAGAUGGAGAACCUGGAGAUCUGAAAUUCAGAAUAAAGGUUUUAAAGCACCCAAUAUUUGAGAGACGGGGUGAUGACCUCUAUUCUAAUGUCACAAUUUCAUUAGUGGAAGCACUGAUAGGUUUCGAAAUGGUUAUUUCGCAUUUGGAUGGUCACAAGGUCCACAUAAUUAGAGACAAAAUUACAAAACCAGGUGCAAAAGUAUGGAAGAAAGGAGAGGGUCUGCCAAACUUUGACAACAACAAUAUCAGAGGUUCCCUAAUAAUAACAUUUGAUGUCGAAUUCCCCAAGGAACAGCUUUCUGGUGAUCAGAAGGAGGGUAUAAAACAACUGCUUAAACAAGGACCAGUGAAGAAAGUCUACAAUGGACUUCAGGGAUAUUGAUGUAAACACAAAUGAAACAGACUUUCAUGUGAUACUGAAAAUUUAACUAUUUAUUAUCUGAGGUUUCUAAUGUUGAAUGUAUUUUUUGGGUGGGGGUGGGUAGGGAAUUGUUAAUCUUUUUAAAAACUGAAAUCUGUAUGUUUGCUUCUAAACGGCACACAACGAUUAUGUUUUUUAAAAAAAAAAUUUGCCUCCUUUUUUCUUUCCCUCCCCUCCCCCUUUAAAAAAAAAUGCUUGAUUCUGGCCAGAACAGCACAAAAUGUUGGCAUUUGAGAUGAAUAGAUGUCUUUCGGUGUUUAUAUUCCAAACAGAAAAGGCAACCAGUAAACUUCUCUUCAUUUUAAGGGUGUUAUGUUACUUGUAAAAUGUUAGGUGUUAUGGUUGUUCAAUUUUGAAUGUUGUAAGAAACAAGUAUAAAGAUUUCAGUGCGAUGUCACAGCUUUAUAGAAAUUGUUCAGAAGUACUUUCAAUUCGACUUCUGUUUUGUUUUUGAGAUAUGUGGGAGCCAAACAUUGCUCCAGAGGUUACAGUGUGAUUUGGUUUCUGUAAUAUCUGAUGGAAUAUGAAGAAUGCAACAUUAUUUUGCUCAGAUAUAUUGUUUGGGUUUUAUCUAUUGUCACUAAUGGGCUGUAAAUUGCCACUGAAAUUUCUGAAACUAGUUUUUGAGGUAACAGUUUGAAUGUGACUGCAGCAAAGUUAAUCAUUUUACUGUACAGUGUACAGUACAUGAGUAAAAUUGUCAAAUGGAAAUACAGAUAUUAAACAGCAUUGUUUAUAAGGUGCAAUUCAUCAGCUAAAAUUGAUUGGGGAAGAAAAUACAUCUUUCCUAGGCAGCACUGUCUUUGCAUUUCAUUUUUGUAUGCACUGUUUCAAUUGGAGAAUGGAGUACUGAAGUCAGUACUUUCUAAAACUAAAUUGUCCAAAAAUGUUGACUGACCGUCAAAAAAAUGUGUGAAACAAGGUGGAUUCAUAUUCAGUUACUAGAAUAGAAGAAUAUUGACUGAAAUGAUCUCUACAUAUAUUGGGAUAGGAUUUUUCUACUUGAUAGCACUGUAUUCUUCUCAAAACUAUGCAUAUACUAAAACAAUGAGAAAAUGACAAAUACAGUAUAUGGAUUGCACACUUUAAUGCUAUAGUUGGAAUAGAAAGAUCCUUAAGUCAGGUUUUAGUUUGGUUUAGCAGAAUAAAAGACCAGGUGCACAGCAUGAAAAGAUUAAUGCAGUUCAACUGUAUUUUCAUGUGAUGCUCUGUUUAUUAUGUUAAACCAAACAAAAUGGUACCUAUUCAUUUAAUUGAAACAUACAAGCAAGCAACUAUUUUCAAUCUGUUUUCAUAGUCCAGGAUUGCAAAAUAUUGAUCUGCUAUUUGAUCAGCAAAAUACUGUAUGUUGCUGUUGAAUGUUUUUCAAAACUUGUAUUUGUGUACUUCUAAAUUCAGUCCAUUGUUUUAACUUCUACUUUUCAAAAUUUGAUUGUUUUUCAUUAGUUCAUAAUACCAAACAAAAAUGCAACAAAAUGUUAUUUCGAAAAGGUUCGGUGUGAAAAGUAGAUGUUCUUUAAAAUAAAACAUUUUUUGUAUAUAUAGUUAAAUAAAAAUUAAUGCUCUGUUAAGGCAUCUUUGGGAAGCCAACAUAUUUUCACAACUAAAAUUAAAUUUGCAUAGAAAAUUUUACAAAAUAUAGUUUUGGUCUAGAUAAUAGGCAUACAGAAUAAUGGGUGAUCCACAGAUAUUUUAGUAAAGGUCUGUCUAGUCCAGGGUACUUUUGAGGUCAUUCCACAUUAAAUAUACCAACACUAAAUUGAGAGCCUGCAUAUACUAUACAAAUAGAGUUUUAAAAAAUAUAUGUAUGAACAGAGCUACACAUUUUGUUUUGUCUGACAAAGUUUGGGUUUUUCUAAUGCGUUUGGACUGUAUGAACGAACAAACUUAAGUAGAUGAUUUACUUGGACACACUGUUGAAAUUGCAAACACUGAUCAUUACGUCCUAUUCUAGUAUAGCUCAGCUACUAAAAGAUAAAAUUACAAUUUAUUUUUAGUAAAUAGAUGUGUGUUUGUUUGUAUAAUCUGUAUGUUGGUGACUUUGUUGAAACACAGAUGUACCUGCAUUAUUAAAACCAAGGGUCAGA
Messenger RNA from Carcharodon carcharias (great white shark), 3329 nucleotides. It is a transcript of the gene dnajb11, whose product is annotated as DnaJ heat shock protein family (Hsp40) member B11. Gene Ontology annotation, molecular function: misfolded protein binding. The coding region runs from base 130 to 1203 and encodes 357 amino acids. Gene Ontology annotation, cellular component: endoplasmic reticulum. Gene Ontology annotation, biological process: protein maturation; protein folding. The record is from RefSeq and is a predicted model, not a curated record. The transcript is spliced from 10 exons. NCBI's taxonomy places the organism in Eukaryota, Metazoa, Chordata, Chondrichthyes, Lamniformes, Lamnidae.